This is a messenger RNA of Ciona intestinalis (vase tunicate), 1788 nucleotides long. RefSeq names its product TBCC domain-containing protein 1-like. Gene Ontology annotation, biological process: maintenance of centrosome location; maintenance of Golgi location. Lineage: Eukaryota; Metazoa; Chordata; Ascidiacea; Phlebobranchia; Cionidae. Gene Ontology annotation, cellular component: spindle pole centrosome. The record is from RefSeq and is a predicted model, not a curated record.
GAGAUUUAGUGUUAAACAUGGUUGACGCAUGUUUGUGGUUAAACCCAGAUAUUUUCUACCAUGGGGUCGUAUAUGCUCAUUCAAAGUUAUCUAUUCCUUAUUUAAAAAAGGUGAUCACCUACGCUAAAAGUAAAGGCAUAAACGGAGGUUACCCCCAACUUUCUUGGUCAAUAUGGAAGCACAUGGCAGUCAACAAGAUGCUGUUAGCUGAGGACUUGGCUUGGUCUUAUUUCGAAAUGUUUUUAACACUCAGAGAUGUAACUGCCGAUGAGAGAAUUCAACAGGCAGAGUUAGAGCAGCAGUCAAUUGAAGCAGGUGACUCGUUAUCCUACAGACAACGUGUUUCUGUCCCUACAUUACAGUUUGUGUUGUUCCUUUAUAUUCAACAAAGCAACAAAAUGUCGCUCAGGAAAUCUGUAAUGGUUGACGAGUGGCCGGGUUACAGUCCAAGAUCUGUUGAUGGAUUAAGUGGAAAAAGUGACGGCUCUUCUAAUUUAGAUGAACAGAAACAUAACACGUUCAUACAAGCCAAUUUAUCCCAAAUAUUGGAGCUUCUUUCUGAAGGUUUUAAAGCUGAAAUAUCAGUAGAAUCCACCCUUCAUGCUGAUGUGGUAAAAGCUCUCGGGUUCAUUGUUCAAGGAAAGUUACCCAAGCAAGCAGCAGUGAGCUCUAUAUAUGAUAUAGCAGUGAAACAUCGCGUGCAAGCAAAGUCAGGAUUCAUGAAGACUUCCGGAAAUUUCUCGAUCCGAACUUUCGAAAGUUGGUUUCAAACUUCACUCUCUCAAAACCCGUACGGUUUAUCAUCGUGCAUCACUGGAGGGGUGAAGUUAAGAUGGGUCACGGCAACACUGAAAAAUCAGGAACAAACGCGGAAAAAGCCUCGGAUAGUGACCAACUCCCCAUCAGCACCUAGUGGGCAUAAAAUCGUGUUUUUCACUCAGUGUUCAAACCAAACAAUCGCUCGACAAACGGAGACUUUAAGAGGAAGUUACGUGAAGUUACACAGAUGCCAUAAAGCAUAUAUUUAUCUCCUAUCUCCACUAAAAUCUGUGAGUAUUGAAAAAUGCACUGGCUCCACUUUUGCAUUAGGGCCAGUAGCGACUUGUAUUCGGGUUGUAAGUUGCCAAAACAUCACUAUCAUAGCCCCUUGUCGCUCGAUAAUGAUAACUGGCUCAGAGGAUGUCACGUUAUACAUUACAACUCCCACCCAACCCAUAAUAUCAAGCGAUAACACCGCCUCUCAUGAAGAACCUCCCGUAACUUUCGCACCUUACAAUACUUUCUACCCUGAUCUUGAGCGCCACCUAGCUGAAGUAGGGCUCACCAUCUCCCCGCAAACUGAUAAAUGGAAAACUCCGAUUUGCGUCGGAAAUCUAAACAACAUCACUCUAAACUCCUCAAGAUUAAGUGACGUUGUAAGAGCGAGGUCUCCUAGGUCUUCUGGGUCAGGUGAUGCUUAUCAAAUGGACGAGGAUACUUUAUUCCGAACCAUGCCCCCCUCGGACUUCUACCUUUUCUCAAUCCCAUUUAAAUUUCCUCUAGAGGGCACUGAUCAGUCAGUGACGACGGAAAUACCUGGCGGCUUACCCCUGGAAUACUCGCAAGCUGUUAAAUCUAAACAGAGAGCAAUUGAAAGAUGGAAGAGAGCUCUAAGGGAUUCCACAAUGACAAAAGAAGAAAGGACAUCAUUCCAGUUCCUCGUAGAGGAGAAAUUUAAAGAGUGGUUGAAAGAAACGGGGAAUCAACAGCAGUUGGAUGAUCUGGGGAAAAGAUAAAAGGAGAAUUUAA